AUGAAUGUGUCGGAUGAGUAUUCGUAUUACGGGAUCAUCGAGGAUUUAUCGAGAUAUGUGGAGAGUAUACGCGGUCCUAAGUAUUAUCCUUUGACGCUCCUUAUUCCUGUUACACUCGCGUAUCUUGUGAUCUUUGUAACUGGCUGCGUUGGUAAUAUCAUCACUUGCAUCGUCAUCUGGAAGAAUCCUAUUAUGCAUACUGGGACGAAUUGCUACUUGUUUAAUCUGGCCUUGUCCGAUUUGCUGUUUUUGGUACUGGGUUUACCCUUCGAAUUGAGCGUAUUUUGGCAACCGUAUCCUUGGAUAUGGGGUUUGGCUAUAUGCAAAGUAAGAGCGUACUUCUCUGAAACGUCCUCUUACGUAUCGGUACUAACUAUACUGGCGUUCUCGAUAGAAAGAUAUAUGGCGAUCUAUCAUCCGCUUCGUCACUACGGGAGUGGUCUGAAGCGUUCUAUAUGGUUCAUAUGUGUUUCAUGGCUGAUUGCUUUCAUGUUUGCUGUGCCCUUUGCCGUGUACAUCAAUAUCAAUUAUGUUGUAGAUCCAAAAAACUCGACACGAUACUUAGAGGAGUCCGCGAUAUGCACGAUGGAAUUCAAAAGCAUGCCUGACUUUCCUCUCUGUCAGCUCAGCUGUAUUCUCUUCUUCUUCAUACCGAUGGUGUUUAUCGCGGUCCUUUAUGUACGUAUAGGAUUGAGAAUACAAAGCGGCAGCCUCUCGCAGAACGUCGAGGGAUCUGUACACGGCGAGACCAGGCAGGCUCAGUCACGGAAAACCAUCACACGGAUGCUGAGUGCUGUGGUGAUCACAUUUUUUAUCUGUUGGGCGCCGUUUCACGUUCAACGUUUGUUAUCGGUGUACGAGGUCCCAAUACCCGAAGACAUAAACCAAGAAUGGCUGUUUGCUCUCACCGGUUGCUUUUACUACUUCAGCACCACCAUCAAUCCUAUCCUGUAUAAUGUGAUGAGCGAAAAAUAUCGGAACGCUUUCAAGGAGAUGUGUCGAUGCUCUCCUAGCAAUCGAUCUAUUAGCAGAGUUGGCUUGAGCAGCGUGAGAGGUUCUAGUACGGUGUGUGUUGCUGGGCCUAGCAGAGGAUCUCAGGUGUUCCGCGCCAGAGGCGUAAAUUAUCAGCGCAGCAUGAAGUACAGCGCCGCGCGCCGCGAGGAACACGAUUCACGUGCAGCAGCUCAAUUACAACCAGACGACGGAGACGAGAGAGAAAAACCAUGUGACGCUUCUACGGACAAUUCGAUGGAUAAAAAUGUAGACGAAAUCGUGGUAGAGCCGUUUUUACAGGAGCUAAAGAAAUCGUCGUUCCUCGUACACGCGAAAAAUGGACGCCUUAGGUACCAAGUGUCCGACAAGGAGGACACAUCGUCGAACGAGACAAACAUCUGA
This is a messenger RNA of Habropoda laboriosa, 1395 nucleotides long. RefSeq names its product neuropeptides capa receptor-like. Gene Ontology annotation, biological process: neuropeptide signaling pathway. NCBI's taxonomy places the organism in Eukaryota, Metazoa, Arthropoda, Insecta, Hymenoptera, Apidae. The coding region runs from base 1 to 1395 and encodes 464 amino acids. Gene Ontology annotation, cellular component: plasma membrane. The transcript has 6 exons. The record is from RefSeq and is a predicted model, not a curated record. Gene Ontology annotation, molecular function: neuropeptide receptor activity.